CCAGUUAAUAGCAGAGGCAGUCGCAAACAAUUGGUAGUUCUCCAACAUGUCUCUAUACUUCCUUAGCCCCGGCCCCUCUGCAUGCCCUCUGGAAUAUCACCCAGCUUCCAACCAUGCCCUGCCUCCACGCUCAUCACGAAUCCGGUGCACGCUCAACAAUGAUGAAAAGCAAAGCCCGUCGUCAUCAUCACCCAUUACAGUGGACCGGCGUGACAUGCUGCUCGGCCUUGGCGGCCUCUACGGAGCAACAACGGGAAUGAAUGCCCGUGCAAACCCUAUCAUGCCACCAGAUCUCAACGAAGGGGCUGCAUGCAAGAUAGCAGUGGAAGAUAACUUCCCACCUGGCUCGGAUUUUCUCAAAUGCUGCCCGCCGUAUCAGGGCGACACGACUCUGGUGGUCACUGAUUACACCUUCCCAAAAACGCCCCUGCGCGUGCGUCGCCCUAUUCAGGAAGUCGUUAACGACUCCGAGUACAUGGAGAAAUUUAAGACAGCCAUUAAGAAGAUGAAGGAACUCCCUCCGACUGAUCCUCGCAACUUCAUACAGCAGUCAAAGAUCCACUGCGCUUACUGCAACGAGGCGUAUCCCCAGAAUGGUGACGUUAAUGCCACCAUCUCGGUGCACAACAGCUGGAUCUUUCUCCCAUGGCACCGUUAUUAUCUUCAUUUCUUUGAGCGUAUUCUUGGGAGCCUCAUUGGGGAUGACACCUUCGCUUUGCCUUACUGGAACUUUGAUAACCCGGAUGGUAUGACCAUACCUACUAUUUACACCGACCAAAACUCAUCGUUGUACGACACUUACCGUGACACAAGCCACUACCCACCAAAGAUAGUGGACUAUAAGUAUAAAUAUACAGAUACAGACGUGACUGAUGAUGAUCUUAUAGCCGAGAACUUGGCGUAUAUGAGGAAGACGUUCAAGGAGGGGGUGCCGUUGCCGGAGCUGUUCAUGGGCGACCAGUUGAGAGCUAUGGAAAAUCCUUCACUCACUUCGCCUGGGCAGUUGGAGGUCAUCCAUAACUCCAUUCACAUGUGGGUUGGGGAGAGGGAGUUACCGCACAGGGACAUGGGAACCUUCGUAACUGCUUCCCGUGACUGCAUCUUCUAUGGCCUGCAUGCGAAUGUCGAUAGGUUGUGGUCCUUUUAUCGGGCUCUGCGAGGCAACCGCCUCGAGUUCAAAGAUAAUGAUUGGCUCGAUGCAACCUUCGUCUUCUACGAUGAGGAAAAGCAGGUGGUCAGAUGUAAGAUAUCAGACAGCCUCAACACUUCGAAAAAUGUGCUACACUUAUGCAGAGUCCACUGCACCAUGGCUGGGCGCGGUGCCCAAAAAGAAGACGAAGGCCAAGGCCCCAGGCUCCAUAGUGCAAGUGAACGAGUUCGGCGUUGAGCGCAAGGAGCUUGACAAGCCCAUCCAAGUGCUGGUGAAGAGGCCGAAGAAGAGCCGUAGCAAGUCCGAGAAGGAGGACGAGGGCGAGGUCUUAUACAUCAGUGACAUCAUCGUUCCCGAUGGCAGAAAGGCACGCUUUGACGUCUACAUCAACGCCCCAGCAGCCCCUGGCCGCGCUGCUGCUGACUAUGGUGAAUUCGUCGGUAGUUACGUCAAGCUCCCGGAGACGAGUCAAGCUGCAAAGGCUUCCAAAGACAAGAAAAGGUUACUCAAAGUGGGGAUCUCCAGUGCUAUUGAGGAAGGUGAGUUUGAGGACGCCGAGAGUAUCGUGGUGACCAUCGUGCCACGUUUCGGCAGUGUGAGCAUUGGCAGUGUGUUUAUUAAACUUAUCAAAACCGAUGUGAACUCAGUUUAGAUGUUCACUAUGUAUAUGAAUAGCGCGGCAGAUCUUAGCUUAAAAUAAGCCGCGAUGAAUGCUUUUGCUUGCACGCCUUGAUGUUUUUAAUGAUGAGAAUAUUGUCGUGUUUUCAACUGUUCUGAUCUA
Dioscorea cayenensis subsp. rotundata (Guinea yam) is the source of this 1931-nucleotide messenger RNA. Its product is annotated as polyphenol oxidase latent form, chloroplastic-like. The transcript has 2 exons. Lineage: Eukaryota; Viridiplantae; Streptophyta; Magnoliopsida; Dioscoreales; Dioscoreaceae. Bases 47 to 1387 code for a protein of 446 amino acids. Gene Ontology annotation, molecular function: catechol oxidase activity. The record is from RefSeq and is a predicted model, not a curated record.